UGUGGUACGGUAUUCUUCGAAUUUGCGUCGCACGACCUCCUCUCACAUGCAGGUGACGCUGCUGCUGUGCUGCGCCCUGGCUCUGGCCGCGCCUGCCGUGGCGCAGUCGGACGAGUGCCCCUGCUCACUGGGUCCCUCUGGCAGGGAUCAGGUGGCAGACUGCGACGACCAGCAGAUCGGCGACCAGCUGCCGGACUGCCUGCCCGCCAACGUCACCAUCCUCCGGCUGUCUGGCAACCUCAUCACUCAGCUCGACAACACGACGUUCGCCGCGCUGCCGGACCUGGUGCGCCUCGAGCUCUACAUGAACCAAAUCGCCACUGUUGCCGUCGACACUUUCGUCAACAACCCGGCAGUCAUACAGGUUUUCCUCAACAUCAACAACCUCACGGAGCUACUUCCCGGCACAUUCUCGUACACACCACUUCUCAACUCGCUCUACCUCGACUACAACAACCUUACGCAGCUCGAUGGCAGCAUCUUCCACAACAACACCGAACUGGCGUACCUGAGUGUGGAGUACAACCUGCUGACGAGCCUGGACCGCAGCUCGUUCGCGGAAGUGCCCUCUCUGCGGUACCUGCUGCUGUGCGGCAACAGGCUGGAGUACGUGGCGGGCGACACAUUCGCUGACCUGCCGCUGCUCAGGGAGCUGCACCUCUGCGAGAACAGCCUGGUGCAGCUGGAGCCCGGGCUGUUCUCGCCCCUGCCGCAGCUCACCAUCCUCUGGCUGGGAUCCAACAGUCUCGUCGACCUGCCGCUAGACGCCUUCGUAAACGGGAGCUCCGUGGUCGAGUACGUGUACGUGGAGAACAACGCGCUGCAGGUGCUGGACGCGGCGCUGGUAUCAGGGUGGCCGCGCCUGCUGGGGAUGCGUCUCUACGGCAACCCGUGGCUGUGCGACUGCUCGCUGCAGCCGGCCGUGCAGUGGCUGUCGUCCCAGCUGUGGGCCGGCGUGCCCAGCGGCUACUGCGCCGUGCCGCCGGAGCUACAGGGGCAGCUGCUGGCGGACGCCGUGCCGCCGCUCUGCUGCGGCGCCGACUGCGACUCCUCCACCACGGAGGACUCUGACACCAGCACCACUGCGAGCGGUCAGCCAUAGCUCGAGGCGCCGUGGAGACUACCGCUCAUACCACGACCUAGCUUGCAAAAUGUGACACUUUCAAUGGGGAUUUAUGAGUAAAUACACAGCUACAUGUUAACUAUUGUAACUUAUCGUUUGAGAAAUAACUGAACCAACUUUCGAACAAGUUGUAAUUCUGUAAUUGACUAUAAAAUGAAUUAUUUUUUGCUUUACGAUCGCUUUCAAAAUGUGGGAGUUUAUUCUUAGAAAUUAAAUAAAUAAGUCUGU
Molecule: messenger RNA, 1351 nt
Organism: Schistocerca americana (American grasshopper)
Lineage: Eukaryota; Metazoa; Arthropoda; Insecta; Orthoptera; Acrididae
Product: carboxypeptidase N subunit 2-like
Exons: 5
Coding region: 47-1102 (351 amino acids)
Cellular component (GO): plasma membrane
Molecular function (GO): protein binding
Source: RefSeq, a predicted model, not a curated record